AUGCCACUAAUUGACUCAUCGGCGAAUAUAAUUGGUCAAAAUGACAUUAGGUAAGAGGUAUACAUUGCUAUUUUGCCUAAAAUAAGGUAAAAAAUGUUGUUUUUGUUCGAACUUUUGGCAGUUUUUAGAUGGAAAUGAUAGUUUUUGAUACAGUGCUUUGUGUUUUAGAUUUUUUAUGGUUAAUAAAUGUGUUUUAUGAUGUAAAAAUAAUUUUUAUUGGUUUAGGAAGAUCCAGAUUUAUUCAAAUUGCAAGUUUCCAUUCACUCCAGUGACAAAAGUAGCGAUAUGUCCGCUUGGAGGGCCGAUUGGUAUGCUUUUACUUUUUUUUUUGGUUUUUAGGUAUUAUGAAAGAAUUUGCAAAAAAAAUUUGUGUUUAAAGAACGAAAUAGGCAUUACAACUCCAGCAGCAAAUACAAUAUCAGCUAAAACUCAAACUUUUUAGCGGUCGCCGGAGCAAAAGACUAUCAAAAUGAGAAGAAUGUGUCAGUUCGUAUUUUGAAAGCGAAUGGCGAGUUUAUAUCUCAAGUUGAAGUCACCCAUUUGCUGGAUUUGUACUGGACAAUGGCUCAAAAACUGGUACUGUUGUGCAAGAAUGGUCGUGUUCUGGUGUAUACAGCAGCUGGGUUGUCGCAUAAAAUAUUUUUCAUGGACAAUAAGACCGAGUCGUUGGACAUAGCAAGUGCACGGAUUUUUCAUACUCGAAAUGCGAUUACUGGGUUGGCUUGUCUUAAAUCGACCGGUCAAUUGUUUGCGGUUAAUGAUGUGGAAUCACAUUUGUUGUGGAGGAUUUCGGAUGUUUCUAGUAAGGUUUUUGAUGGUUUUUAGGGGGAAACUUGAAGUUUAUCACUUCUUUUUGGGCUAGAUUUUAAAGUUUAGGUACUUUUUUGACCUUCUUUGGACAAUAAAUGAUGUUUUAUAUUAAAAAAUGUGUUAUAUUAAGAAAUACAAGAACUUAAAUUUAACGCUAAAGUUUUGUUGGUGGUUUAAAGUUCAUCUUCAGAAUCUCAAAACCUGCCAACCGUUUGGUUGAUGGUACCGUCUUCGGAAGGACCUAUGAUGGUUUGGUAUGCUGGGAAAGGAAGGUUCUUUACAGCUGGGCAAGGAAAACCGCCAUUAUUGAAGGUUCGUCUAAUUUUAAUUUUUUUUUUGAAUUUUUAGGAUUUUGGAAGAUUGAUUAACAAGAUUUUGGACUUUAAGGCUUGAUCAAUAAGCUAUUAAAAGUCGAAGGUCUGAUCAAUAAGUUUAUGACUAACUUAGUUAAUCUUACAAGGGAAUGUUACAAACUGCCCAUUCGAUUUUUAAAAGUGAAUGGUACCAUUUGAAAGAGCGUAAAAAGUUGACCAGAUUUCUAUUUUCAAAAAUUGCUAAUUUUUCCUUACAAGCCCGCAAGCGAGAUUUUAAAAUUAUUAGUGAAAGGGCCUUAUAAGUUGUUAUUCUUUCUUUUGGAUUAUUGUAUUUUUAAAAACCUUAGGUUUUACUUUUUUUAUGUUUUAUUAGAUGUAAGAAGCCAUUAUCAACAAAAAAAAAUUUUUUUUUGAAUAUUAUACUUAAUUAACUUUUAAAUAAAAAAGAAUACCAAUCAAUUACCCAAAAGGAGAAUCGAACCUAAAGUCCAUUGAUUGCGCAAUCACGGCGCCUUUGACCACUCAGCCAUCCGAACACGUUUACUUUCCCCUUUUUUGAAAGAAGCCAAAAGAAAGUGGGUUUAAAAAAUCCGUUUUGAUAGUAAAAAUUUUAAAAGCUCGCUAGCGGGCUUGUAAAGCAAAAUUAGCAGUUUUUGAAAAUAGGUUUCUAGUCAACUUUUUACGCUCUUUCACAUGGUACCAUUCAUUUUUAAAAAGCGAAUGGGCAGUUUGUAACAUUCCCUUGUUAGCCAACGUUUUGCUUAAUUUUAAAGUUCUGAUCUAAAAUUUUUAUUUAGCAAUUAGAAUGGGCGCAAGGAGAUUAUACUGACAUUCAAAUCGACUACAACAAUGAAAAGCUGGCGAUAUUGAAUAAUCAGGGACAUCUACAGAUCGUUUCCACUGAUUUGGAAGAAGAAUAUCUAUCAAUACAGCCGGAGGGCGCUACUUUAAUCGAUUCGGAUAUAUUAUGGUAAGAAAAAUUUUUUUAAUUUGAAUAAAAAACUUAAAAUUACUUUUUAAAUUAUAUUUUUUUUAAACUAUAAUUUGAAAAAAACUCGAUUAAUAGUGAUUUUUAAAGAUUUUUUUUAGGUUUCAAGACGAUAUUAUCUUGCUGAAGUCAGGUACUAACAAGAUAUAUAGUGUUAACAAGGAUGGUGAAACUAAAGAGUAAGUUAGUUUCAGUGGGUAGGAAUAAAAAAUUUAUUUUAAGCUUACAAUUCAUUUUUAAGAUUUUUUCUAAUUUUAACUUUUUUUUGGCUUUAGUUUUCGUUUUUGAGCCUAAAUCUUGUUUUCUAGGGAUGCAAUUAUAAUUUAACCUAAUAUAAGCAAGUAUAAUAUAAUAUAUGUUUUCAGCUUUGCCUUUUCAUCAGAAGUCUACACAGUUCAAGAACCAGAUGGAAUCAAUGUCUACACCACAGACGCGGUUCAUUCUCUACAUCCAGUAUACAAAUCAACACGAAAAGUCUUAUCAAUGGCAUCACAAGCCCCAGGCGCUUUCCUCUACGAAUCUCUAUUGAAAUUUCGCAAAUCAGACCCUCAAGUAACUGAAUAUGUCCAACAGAUUGGUGACAAUGUAAACGAAGCUGUCAAAGAUUGUUUCGAAGCUGCGAAGGAAGUUAGAACGGCUCAGGAGGAGGAAAACUUAUUGGCCGCCGCCGCUUUCGGCCAAUCGUUGAAGAGAAUCACAUUGGCCAGUGAUAGGAUCGAGUUUGCGGAUCAGUGCACUAUCUUUAGGGUGAUAAGGUUCUUGUAUGAUCGAGGAAUACCGCUGAGUUGUAAACAGUUGGACGUGCUGGGGAUUAGGGCGGUAGGUGUUGUUUAUAGAAUUGGUAGCUGGCCAGCUUGAAUUAUAAUUACCCUUUAGGCGUUGUAACUAGCCAAAAACGUGAUUAUAAGCCUUAGAAUAACCUUAAACUUCCCUUGCAUAAAUAAAAACUAAUUUUCAACUUUUCAGGUACUAGACCGCCUCAUAGAGCUCCGACUUUUCGCAGCCGCCGACCUAAUAGCAACUCAAAUGUGCCCCGAAGCUAGGUCUCGAAUCAUCGCUCAUUGGGCACUGGACUCGAUGGAUAAGGUAUCAAAUGGUCUAGCCGAAGAGAAUGUGUUAUGCGAAAGAAUAAUCAAACGUUUCAAAGGACAAAAACACGUGUCCUUUGCUGAAACGGCGUUAGUAGCACACGAAAAAGGCUUACAAAGAUUGGCAACAAAGCUGCUGGACUUGGAGACGGAUGUCAGCAAACAAGUCCAGACCUACUUGAAGCUGAAGAAACAGGAAAAAGCAUUGGAGAUUUGCUCCAAAUGCAACGAUCCCGAUUUGUGUGGGUUUUUGAAUUGAAGUAUUAGUAGUUUGAGUAGAUUUUUGAAUUUUUCUUUUAAUUUUUUUGGUUUUUAGUGUACCUGGUGAUAAGACACUUGAAAACGGACAGAAAUCCAAGAGAAUUGGAACUGAUUUUGCAAAAAGUACCAAAUGUGUUUCAAAUGUACAAGGUAAGAAAAUAAUGGAAGACUUAAUAGGAUUCUCACAUCGUUAACCUUUUUUAGCUUGUAAUUUCAUUGAUAGGCCUAAAAAUUCAUUUUUAAGCCUAAAAUGAAUUUUUAAGCUUAAAUUUUAUUUUUAAAUCUAAAAUUUAAUUUCUAAACCUAAGAUUCAUUUUUAAGCCUAAAUUUCAUUUUUAAAACUACAAUUAGUUUUUAAGCCUAAAAUUGAUUUUUUGAGCUUAAAAUUUAUUUUCAUGUCUAUAAUUAAUUUUUAAGCCUAAAUUUUAUUUUUAAGCCUAAACUUUAAUUUCUAGACUUAAAAUUUAUUUUUAAACUUAAACUUUCAUUUUUAAGCUUAAACUUUUAUUUUUAAAUUUAAUAUCAGGUUUAAGCCUAAAAUUGAUUUUUCACACUUUAAUUUUUAGGAAAUGACAAAAGACGAGAACCCAACCCGCCUAUUAGCUUUAUACAAACAAAGUGACGACUUCCGACGACAAUCUCUAUAUUACCUACAUUCCGCCGCCGAUAACAGCGUUUUUGACGCCGAAAAGCUGGCCGAAAACUUAUCAAAAGCUCAGGAAACUCUACAAUCAGGUGGUCAUACCUACUUAGCCGGCCUGACAAAACAACAUCAACAAUUAGUGGCGGAUAAUGCGGUUCUGGAAGAGAAAUAUCAUACGAGUUUGGUGGACAAAAGCUUGAAACAAACCUUUCAAUGGGCUGUUUUGGAGGUGAGAAUGAGGGUUUUGAGUGGGGUAUAGAUAACGUGAAGUGUUGGUUUAUUACAAAUUUAGAAGUUGCUUUUUAAGACUAAAUGAAGGUUUUUUUAGGCUUGUGUUUUAUUUUUAGAGCAUGUUUAGGAAACUUACUUUUAGGCUUGGAUGGGCGUUUUAUUUCCUUAAACGACAUUUUUAAGCUUAAGAUGAAAUUUUUAGGCUUUAAAGCUAAUUUUAUACCUAAAAAUCCAGUUAAUUUGAUUGCGGCCUACACUUUUAUUUUUAUGCAUAAAGUGCCAUUUUAAGCCUAGAAUUUCGUUUUUAGCCUGGUAUUUAUUUUUAAGGCUAAACUUUAUUUUUUAGUUCAAAAUGAAGUUUUUAGGCUUAAAAGUUCAUUUUUAAUCUCAAAAUUCACGGUAAAAAUCAUUUUGAGGCCUAAAUUUUUAUUUUGAAUUUUUGGCAUAUGCUUCUUUUUGAGCAUAAAAUGACGUUUUUAGGUUUAAAGUUUCAUUUUUAAGCGUAAGUUUCUUUUUUAGCUCAAUGUUUUAAAAUGUUAACGUUAUUUUUAAGUUUAAAAUGCUAAUUUUAAAUAAUAUUUUCAUAAAUAGCAUUAUUUUUAACCUCAAAAUCAUUUUAGCGCCCUCAACAAGCCGACGUUCUCCGCAAGAAACACAAACUCACAGACUUUCAAUAUUGGCUAUGGACAUUGGAAACAUUGGCCGCUAACGAUCAAUGGCAGAGGUUCGAACACUUUGCCAGAGAACACAAACCGCCAAAGGGCUUCUUCCCUUUGAUUGAGAUCUUGGCCAAGUACAAGAGGAGCGACUUGGCCACAAAGUUUGUGGAAAGUGUUUCAGCUCAGGAUAAGCCUAAAGCUUACGCUAUUUUAGGGUAAGGAGGUUUGAAUUGUUUUUUUUUGGGGAAGGGCUUACUUUUGAGUCAGAAGAGGGCAGGCGUACUUAGUGCUAUACCUCAAAGCAUACUUAGGCCUAUGGUUCAAAGCAAGCCUAGUACUAAACCUCAAAUCAUGCUUCGUAAUAAAACUCAAUAUUGAUACCUAAAAUUUCAGAAUGUAUGAAAAGUCAUGUCGCGCCGCAAUGGAACGUGAAGAUUUCGAAUUCCUACAUCAGUUAAAGCUCCAACAGCCUGAGGAAUCAAGUGAAUAUAGGGAAAUUCAACGAAUUGUCGAUGGAUUAACAGCUCAACCUUCAACUUCUGCCUAG
Bursaphelenchus okinawaensis is the source of this 5541-nucleotide messenger RNA. The record is from the annotation of a GenBank genome assembly. Lineage: Eukaryota; Metazoa; Nematoda; Chromadorea; Rhabditida; Aphelenchoididae.